Molecule: messenger RNA, 1839 nt
Organism: Hyaloperonospora brassicae
Lineage: Eukaryota; Oomycota; Peronosporomycetes; Peronosporales; Peronosporaceae
Source: the annotation of a GenBank genome assembly
AUGCCACAGCCACAGGCGCCGCCGCCGCGGCCCGCAGGCCAUCGUGGGAACAGCACUGUGGCUCAGUUUAAGCCCAAGCGGUGGCAGGUCGAAGACCACUGCGGUAUCUGUAGCACCGAGUUCUCGUUGCUCAACGCUCGACACCACUGUCGCGCGUGCGGUCUCUCGGUAUGCGGUAAGCACUCGAAAAGCAAGGCGAUUGUACCCACGUCGCUGUCGAAAGUGCCGCAGCGAGUGUGUGACAAGUGCUACCCGCGGUGCCACGCCAUUGCAAGGGGCCUCGCGCCCCCAUCUGCACGCCGAGACCAGCCGGACGACAAGCGCAGGCACGAGCCGAAGCAAGUUCCGAUUCCCAGAUUUUUCCUGCAAGCCAGUGGCAAGCAUGGCGUGAAGAAUUUGUCGACGUGCCGCACCACUUCGUCAACACUGAGCAAUCUUGGCGCUGGUAUGAGCGCGCACGAAGAUGUUACGACACAAAUUGCGGUACCGAAGCUGAAAAUAAAGCACCCGCCAUCCCGUAAGGAGAAGGAAAGACAGAGUGCGUUUGCUGAUUCAACGUUCUCCAUUUUCAGUCUGGCUGGAUCCGAUCACUCCGGUUCUGAAUCCGAGGCGCCUGAUAAUGCAGCGAGGAAGGUUACAGCACGUAGGUCUGGAAAGAGUCGAAGCAACAGCGUGAGCCGGGAGUCGAAGGAAAAGAAGGAGCACCUGGACUUCAGCGCCUCUUCCAGCAGUCUGUCAGGCUUUGGGGUGUCAGAAAUCACGCAGAAAUAUCUAAACCCGAAGCCGGCGAAAGCGACAACGCAGAAACCAAGCUUGACGAUCGAAGAGGACUGCGAAAGUAAAGGAUCAGGUGUGGAGUCAAGGAGCCGUAAAGAGGACCCAAGAAGCUAUGAGGGCGAGAGAAAAUGCAACGCAUUACCACCGAAACCGCGCAAGCAUAACAGCGAGGGUCAUGGUGAAGGACAGACUGCCGAUCUACCUCACCAAGGCGUCAAACCUGUCGAUGCAAAGCUCGGUAAGAGCAACGAGACAUCUGAGCAGCCACGAUCCGAAGCUAGUCCCGUGCCAAUGCGGACAUUGUCCAUCUCGGGAUAUAGUGAGUUUGAGGCAACGCAGCUUGCACCGAGCAACGACACGUGCUUUGAUGGUGACGAUAAGGGUGAUGAGGCGCUCGCUGAGUUGCUGGACGCGUCUGAUCAAGAUAUAGAGGAUCCGAUGGCCAAGCUUCGAGCGAAGAAGGCGGCCAUCGCUGGGAUUGACCCUGCCAGUCUGAUCGCAAAAGAAAAUGCGCGAACAACCGCCAACUACGAGUUGACGACUAGAGACAUGAAGAUCAUGCAGCAGAUUGCGGAGCUAGAAGCAGUCGUUCUCCAGCAGCAGAAGGAUUUGCCGGCCUUGCUGGAUAUGUAUGUCGAGGCCACCAGACGUGCGAGAAAGGCACAGAGAGAAUUGCGAAAGGCAAAAGUACGUGCGAGUCAGUACGAAAAAGCGCGCGCUGCAGUGGCGCGGGCCAUCCGCUCUGGGAGAUUGUACAUGAAGCAAAAGGAGUACAUGGCUGCUAUUCUCGAACUCUCGCGCGCGAUCGGUAUCGAGCGCUCGAACGCGACAUUGUGGUUUAUGAUAGCCGAGUGUCGUUUGAUGGUCAGCCAGCCUGUUGCUGCGGAGGAGGCGUGCAUGACGAGUUUGAAUCUACAGCCGACAGGCGCUGCUGUAGCGAUGCUCGGACGUAUCAUGCACGAACGGGGACGGCACGAUGAGGCAAUUGAGUGUUAUUUAUCGGUUUUGGGGCAAAAUGAUGAGAGCGAGGGCGACGAAGAAGAGGAGGAGGAGUACCAAUAA